This is a messenger RNA of Penicillium subrubescens, 807 nucleotides long. Its product is annotated as putative short-chain dehydrogenase/oxidoreductase. The transcript has 2 exons. The coding region runs from base 1 to 807 and encodes 268 amino acids. The record is from RefSeq and is a predicted model, not a curated record. NCBI's taxonomy places the organism in Eukaryota, Fungi, Ascomycota, Eurotiomycetes, Eurotiales, Aspergillaceae. Gene Ontology annotation, molecular function: oxidoreductase activity.
AUGCCUUUCGCCUACAAGAAGGUCCUCAUCAUCGGCGCCACCUCCGGAAUUGGAGAGGCGCUGGCGGCCAAACUCGUUGAGAAUGAGACGCAGGUGAUCAUUUCAGGGCGACGAAAGGACAACUUAGAUGCGUUUGUGCAGCGCCACGGUUCCGAUAAAGUUAAGAGCAAGGUCUUUGACAUUAUGAAGUUGGACCAGAUUCCUCAAUUCGCAUCCGAGAUCAUUGCUGAGAACUCCGACCUUGAUUGUGUGUUCGUCAACUCGGGUAUUCAGCGGCCCUUCGACUUUUCCAAGCCCGAAUCUGUCGAUCUAGACAUCUUCGACCAGGAGCUGGUCACCAACUAUACCGCGGCCGUACGUCUUGCAAAAACUUUCAUUCCACACCUCCAAAAGCAACCCACCCAAACAGCCCUCGCAUUCACCACUUCUCAAAUGGCCCUUGUUCCAAUGAUGCGUUGCCCGAACUAUGGCGCUUCCAAGGCAGCUCUGCACCAUUUCAUUCUCGCUCUGCGCACGCAGCUGCAGGAUGGUCCCGGCAAUGUGAAGGUGUUGGAAAUCUACCCCCCAGCUGUGCAGACUGAGCUGCAUGAUGCCAAGCAUCAGCCCGAUCUGAAAAAUGGUCAUCUUAUCGGUAUGCCUCUUCAAGAGUUUAUCAACGAGGUCUGGGCUGGACUAUCUGAAGGUGAAGAUCAGAUUGCGGUUGGUUCGGCGAAGGAUAUCUUCAAUCACUUUGAGGUCAAAAGACAGGAGAUCUAUCAGCAGAUGACUGAGAUGUUGUCUGGGUUGAUCAAGCAAUUCCUGCGGUAG